This is a messenger RNA of Mesorhabditis spiculigera, 936 nucleotides long. The record is from the annotation of a GenBank genome assembly. NCBI's taxonomy places the organism in Eukaryota, Metazoa, Nematoda, Chromadorea, Rhabditida, Rhabditidae.
AUGGAUACAGAACCCUACGUUGACCACAACCCACAGAUAGCCGGAGUGAUCGUGUUUGUGACCUCAUUCCUCGGCAUCAUCGCCAACGGGAUCGUCGUCUUCUGGGUGUGCAGUCUGCCCUCCAUGCAGACGAGUUUUGGGCGUAUGACGCGCAGUCAGGCCACCGCCGACUUCCUCCACGAUUGGUCCUUCUUUCUGUAUAUGGCUCCAAUGUUAACUUUUAACCUAAAAUCCUGGAACAGCCACGACAUUUCGAGCAUCUGCGGGCACUUGUUGCUGAUCUUCUACGACGCCUGCAACGCGUGCCACUUCUUCAUGGCCCUGAACCGGACGUGCGCGAUUUUCUUCCCGAUCCAGUACCCCCAUAUCUUCUCGCAUCGAAAUGUGACGAUCAUGAACACGUUCUGCUGGCUGUCGGCCAUUGUGCCGAGUAUUUGGACUUACCGUAUUGCGGACUGCCGUUUCUACUACCUCGACGCAAUCUGGGGAUACACGUUUGACGACAAUCCGUUGUGCGGGAAGAUUGGAUGGUACUACGACUUUAUCAAGAGCGUGACGACAAUCUUGAUCAUCGGCGUGCUGGAUCUGGUGACGUUUAUCAAGUGUCGAAUUCAUGGGGCUCAGCUCGUCGCCAAGAUCACCGACGCUCAAGCUAGGGCCAAGCGACGCAGCGAAAUUCACUACGCGACGCAGGUGUGUCUGCAAGGGUGUAUCUUCAUCCUCGAGUUGUUCUCCUUUUUCUUAUUCGUGAAUUAUGUCGAUUCGAAGAUGGCGAAAUUCGCGCUGACGACAAUUGCCUGGAUAUCGGUGCAUGCACUUGAUGGGAUGAUCACCAUCUACUUCAACAAGGAGUUCCGUGCGAUCAUCCGCCGGAAGCGAGAUAUCAGCGCCACGCACUCGGUCGGACAAAAGGCCACCCACAGCAGCUCGCAGAAU